Taeniopygia guttata (zebra finch) is the source of this 3805-nucleotide messenger RNA. The record is from RefSeq and is a predicted model, not a curated record. Lineage: Eukaryota; Metazoa; Chordata; Aves; Passeriformes; Estrildidae.
AUGACAGACGUUUAUGGAACGAGGGCUGUGCUGACUCCUAUGGAUCUCACAGCAGCGCAGAAAGAAAAAGUGGAGCAGUGCAGCAACGCUGCUAAGUCAGCCCCUGAUGUUUUACCGGCUCCUGGCCAUUGGCACCGCGUGAGUUCCCCUGAGGGAGGGCGGCGCGUCCCCGGGGGGCGGAGGGCGGCGCGUCCCCGGGGGGCGGAGGGCGGCGCGUCCCCGGAGGGCGGAGGGCGGCGCGUCCCCGGAGGGCGGAGGAGGCCGUGCCCAGCCCAGCCCUGCCCUGCCCUGCCCUGCCCGGCCCUGCCGCUCUUUCGCGCCCCGCACGGCCCCGCCAGCGUCAGCAUAGCUCUCCCCGCGCCCGGGGCGCUGCCUCUCCUCCUCCUCCUGCAUCUCGCCGCCUCCUCCAAGCUCAACACCGCCAAGGUGCUGCUCCCUUUCACCCGCGGCAGCCGCGUCAACUUCACGCUAGAGGCCAGCGAGGGUUGCUACCGUUGGUCGUCCACGCGGCCGGAGGCGGCGAGCAUCGAACCGCUGGGGCCGGCCGGCUGCCUCUGCUCGCAGAGAGCGCUGGUCCAGCGCCUCACCACCAUCAUCUCUGCCGAGGACACGCUGACUGGAGAAGUGCUUCGCUGUGAUGCCAUCGUUGAUUUAAUUCAUGGCAUUCAAGUUGUGUCCACAAUGAGAGAGCUGUACCUUGAGGAUUCACCGCUGGAGCUCAAAAUUCAUGCUUUGGAUUCAGAAGGAAACACUUUCAGCACUUUGGCAGGGUUGGUGUUUGAUUGGACAGUGGUGAAGGACCCAGAGCCUGAUGGCUUCUCAGAUUCCCACAACACUCUACGUAUUCUCAAGUUCUUAGAAUCCACUUACAUCCCACCUUCCUAUAUAUUGGAAAUGGAAAAAGUUGCCAAGCAAGGAGAUACCAUUCUGGUGUCUGGAAUAAAAACAGGGAGUUCUAAAUUAAAGGCAAGACUUCAGGAAAGCAUCUAUAAGAAUGUACAGCCUUCAGAAGUCAGAUUGCUUAUUUUGGAAAACAUAUUUUUAAAUCCAACAUAUGACAUUUAUCUUCUGGUGGGAACAUCAAUUCAGUACAGAGUUCAGAAACAGAGGCAAUGGAAGAUCACAGAAAUAGCAAUGCCAUCAGAGCAGUAGGAGCUGCAGCUCCAGAACAACAUCCUCCAUCCCAAGGGAGAUCCCUCCCUGCCAGUUGCCAAGCUGGACCAGGCAACAUCCACUGUGACUGCGUUGCAGCAGGGCCAAACCAACUUCAUCCUGGUGCACAAGAGUAUCUGCAUGCAGGGUGUGUCCUGGCUGCCCAGCAGCACUGUCUGUGUGGUAGCUCCUGCAUAUUUGGGAUUUACAGUUCAUCCAGGUGACAGAUGGGUCCUGGAAACGGGCAGACUUUAUGAAAUUACAGUUGACAUGUAUGAUAAAUCAAGCAAUAAGGUGUAUUUAUCUGAUAAUAUCCGAAUUACUACAGAGCUGUCCGGAGAACACUAUGAUGUGCUGCAGUCCUCUCUGAAUGGGUCCUAUCAUUAUGUGAUGGCUGUAAAGGCAGGUCAGACCACAAUUGAUGCUGCACUGACAUCAGUAGUUGACCAGGAUGGAGGUGUUCAUACCUUACCAGUUCCAGUGAGAAACCAGCAGGAUGUGGAGAUCUAUGUUCCAAUAUUGCUUGUACCCAGCAUUCUGAUGUUUCCUUGUCAGCCAAAAGCAGGAGCCUACCAGUACACCAUCCAGACUCAGGGUGGAAGUGGCAACUUCAGCUGGUCCUGUUCUAACCAGGCAGUAGCCACAGUGACAGUCAAAGGAGUGCUGAGCACGGGGAGCGAUGCUGGGGUCAGCAUUAUUCAGGCGUUCGACGUGCGGAAUCCGCUGCUGUAUGGCGAAAUGAAGGUGUAUGUGAGCGAGCCCUGCGCCAUGGAGUUCACUUCCUGCCAGGUGGAGGCACAUGUGGGGCAGGUGCUGGAGCUGCCACUGAGGAUCAGUGGCCGGACCAGCGUAGACAGGGGCGAGCUGGUCCCCCUGAGCAACUGCUCACAGCUGGAGCUGGGGGUGGAGCUGGAGAACCCUGGCGUGUUCAGCCCGCUUGAAGGAAGACUUAAGCCAACUGCUGAUUUUUGCAGUGGAGUGAGACUGAAGGCUGAAUUUCAGGGGUACACCAGGCUGGUGGUUGUGUACACCCACGGGCACGUGCGCCUCAGUGCCAGCAUCGCCAUCGCCGCUUAUCUCCCGCUGAGAGCUAUCGAUCCACCAUCAGUCGCUUUAGUGACUUUGGGUUCCUCUAAGGAUAUGUUGUUUGAAGGAGGACCGAGGCCAUGGGUCCAAGAACCUUCCAAGUUCUUCAGGAACGUUGCUGCUGAGGAUGCAGAAAGCAUUGGCUCCUCUUUACUUGAACUUCCCACACCUCGAAACAGCAACCAGCACCGGGUUAGGGUGCUGUGCAGGAGCCUGGGAGAGCAGGUUAUUACCUUAACAGUUGGGAGCAGCCCCACAGUCACCAGCCCUUUCCCAGUGGUUGAGCCCACUGCCGUGAAGCUCAUCUGUGCUCUCCCUUCCCGGCUGGCUUUGAUUCCUGUUUAUGGCAGCCCUCAGCUUGCUCUCUCCUGCCCUUUGCUCCAGCAGAGCAAGCAACUGGUUCCUGUUUCCAAUUACCACAAUCCAGUGCUGGAUUUGGCUGCCUAUGACCAGCAAGGCAGGAAAUGUGAUAACUUCAGCUCCCUUAGUAUUGUGUGGGAAUCCACAAAUAAGGCCAUUGCUCGUAUUGAGACGGAGCUGCCAAUGGAGCUGACUCUGAAGGAGGAGGGCAAUGGUCAGAAGAAAAUGGAGGGUAUGAGUGGCUUACAAACUGUGGUAGUUGACCAUGCGUUUGGAACUGCUGCCAUCUCUGCCACUGCCACUGGAUUCCAGCAGCCCCACCUGAAGGCAGCCAGAGCCCAAAUACCGCACGAGGCUGUGCUCCCAGGGCCUGCCACCAUUGAAGUGAUGCUUGUGGAAGAUGUGAAAGUGAGCCCCACUGGGCUCUCCAUCUACAACCACCCUGACAUCCAGGCAGAACUUCUCCUCCAACAAGGUUCUGGAUAUUUUUUCAUUAAUACCAGUGUGCCAAAUAUUGUAAGAGUGACACAUGAAGAGACUCAAGGCAUUGCUUUGGUGCAGCCUCUGCUCCCAGGAUCAGUGACUGUAAUGAUUCAAGACCUGUGUCUGGCUUUCCCUGCCCCAGCUGAAGCUGAAAUUCAUGUGUCUGAUAUCCAGGAAUUCACGUGUAAGUUGUUGGCAAGGUGGAGAUUGGAAAAACAGUUAAAGCUUAUGUCAGAGUUCUGGAUGACUCAAAGAAACCUUUUCUGGCAAAAUACUUCCCUGUCAUGGAUCUCAGUCUCAAAGCAGCAUCUCAGUUUGUCUCACUUGUGUAAGUUAAUGGACUUUUGAAAUUAAUCUGUGAAUAAGAAUUGGCAAAAAAUGAAUAAAGAUAUUAGGUUAAAGGCAUGGUAAUACACAACGGCUGAGAGUCUUUUUAUUUUCUUUUUGUGAAGCCUCAAUUAGCUGUUAAAAGGUAAAAUAUUAUUUGUGAGGGAAGUUUCCUGAGCUAACAGCCUGAAUGUUGCUGGCUGAUGAAGGAGACUGCAUUCCUCCAGUGUGAUGACUGAUGAAGCUUUGUGCAUCUUGGAAGCAGUGACUUGGCAGAGAGUGUCAGGUGAAGAGUGCUGUGUGAAGGCACAUCUGAUGUUAUCAAACUCACUGUGUCUGUUGCUUGUUUCAUUUUCACUUCAAGUAUUUAAUGUUUCAAUAAAGCACAGUUUGCAAA